Messenger RNA from Seminavis robusta, 270 nucleotides. The record is from the annotation of a GenBank genome assembly. NCBI's taxonomy places the organism in Eukaryota, Bacillariophyta, Bacillariophyceae, Naviculales, Naviculaceae.
AUGGCAAAGGCAAACUUCCCAAGGGGGCUCCCCAAGCACAAUAGAAUCAAGGCAGACUCAAUCCCCAAGGAGGCAAAGGCAGUGAACACUAGUUUUUCUGGACAUUGCGGUCCACAUGGCAAAGGCAAAUGCAACUUCCCCAGUGGCGACCCAAGCACAAUAGAAUCAAGCAGACUGAGGACUCCCAACCAAGGACAGCCAACCCGAGGAACAGGAACCCCAUUCAAGGACAGGCACAAAGACAGUUCAGGGACACCAAACCCAGGAUAG